Ogataea haglerorum is the source of this 330-nucleotide messenger RNA. RefSeq lists its product as uncharacterized. The record is from RefSeq and is a predicted model, not a curated record. Bases 1 to 330 code for a protein of 109 amino acids. The transcript is spliced from 2 exons. Lineage: Eukaryota; Fungi; Ascomycota; Pichiomycetes; Pichiales; Pichiaceae.
AUGGCAGAAAAUGAGUUCUCGAGCUCCUCCUCGCUCGGACUGCAUAACACUCGAUGCUACUCCUUGAAACUGCCCUCACCCAAGGUUGCAGACCCUGCAGGUACACCGCAUACUACACUUUUGGACUCCUCGAGAAGUUCAAGGUGUUGCAACGUUUAUAUUGCUGCCAGGAAGAUCAGCGUAGCCUUGUCGCUGGACGGUCUCAUGUGUCUUGCGCGUGAGUCGCCAGCGCUUAGCGUGUCUGACCCCAGCCGAACGUUGGCAGCUCUAUAUUGCUCUUUCCGUAGACACAGAAGGAGGCAAAGAAGCUUGCAUCAUAUGGGCCCGUAG